AGUAUUUGGGGUGGCGCGCCUGUCGCCCGACUGUUCGCCGGUCUGAGGCUUCUGCAUCAGAGAUGGCAAGAGACCCGUAGCGGACUGCGGGGCCUGUCUGGUUGGGUACUUUACCGUGAACCGUCACGUUUGAGAGAGAGCCGCAGAGACACGCAGAGUGGGCAGGACGCGGGGCUCACGGAGGAACCAUGGGACACGGAGUAGGCUGAAAGAGGGUCAAGCAGCACACACCAGUUGUUUCCCACUGUGGUGUAUGACAUGGCCACAGCCUCAUCCAGAGCAGAGUCUAGCCAUAACCACAGAGGAACAUCACAACUUCAUGCCAUUGUUUCCUGUGCCAAGAUCAAGAGGAAGAAGAGCCUGUUUGGGACUUCCAUUUAUGUGGAGGUGACAGCGGAGGGGGAGUCGCGCCGUACAGUGAAGUCCCACAGCUCCUCCAGUCCUAAAUGGGAUGAGAGGCUAACUCUGAGUGUAACACCGCACACACAGGUGGAUUUCAAAGUAUGGAGUCACAACACCUUGAAAGCAGAUGCUCUGCUGGGCAAAGCCACACUGGACCUAUUGAAAGCACUGGAGCAGCAUGACAGAAAAUUGGAGAAUGUGAAGGAGGUGCUGAAGCUGAGUGUGGAGCAGAAGGGAGCCAUUGUGCCUGCGGGGGAGCUGACUGUCUACCUAGAUGGACUGACCGUUACCGACCAGGAGGAACCAGCACAGCUUACCAACGGCAAUACUGCAAAUGGCACCAAAGUCCAGCAGAAUGGUGAUGCCAUCCAUGAAAAUGGAGACUCAUCGUCCACUUCCUCAAGGGCUGCUUACAGCACGGUGAAUGGUACUGACUUGGACCCAAGAUCAGAGUCUUGUUCAGCCUCCAACGGUGUGGAUGCUCAGGUGCCUUCCACCUCCUGUAGCCCUGCCCUCGGUCACAUUCUCAAUGGAGACACCACACCCAACUCCACCCCAGUCCACCAGCCGUCAGACAGUGACACAGAAAGUAGGACCGUCAAUGUGGAGUCCUGUGACGUGGCUCUCGGGCCAUCAUCUGCUACAACGGGUGAUGUACUGUCUCAUGCAGACGACCACGAGGACUGCAGUGAAGAUGCUGUCCCGCCAGAAUCUGUCACAGCACCAAACAACACCUCUCAGCCUCAGCCACCCUCUGCACAGGCUCCAGCCCUCUCCUCUGCUGCUAAACCUCCUGAUAGCAAUGCUGUUGCUGCUUCCUCCACAGAAACACCAUCAGCCACAGGGGCCACCACCGCUACCACCACCACAGCCACCUCAUCAUCUUCCUCUCCCUCCCCAGCACUGGGAGAAGCAAAUGCUUCAGGAGCUGGUGGUGGUAGCCCUAGUAGCAGUGCCACUGAAACUACAGAUGGGGCCAAGCCCCAACAACAGACCCCCAAUACUGGAGCUCCAGAUCCUCUACCACCAGGAUGGGAGCAGAGAAAAGACCCGCAUGGGAGAACGUACUACGUAGACCACAACACCAGGACGACUACUUGGGAGAGACCACAGCCACUACCACCAGGCUGGGAGCGACGAGUGGAUGACCGGGGCAGAAUCUAUUAUGUGGACCACAACACCCGCACCACCACGUGGCAGCGUCCCACCAUGGAGUCAGUCCGCAACUUUGAGCAGUGGCAGAGCCAACGCAGCCAACUGCAGGGAGCUAUGCACCAGUUCAACCAGAGAUACCUCUACUCUGCAUCCAUGAUGUCUGCUGAGAAUGAUCCUCUUGGCCCGCUACCUCCUGGUUGGGAGAGACGUGUUGACUCGAAUGACCGAGUGUACUUUGUGAACCACAGCACCAAGACAACGCAGUGGGAAGACCCCCGAACUCAAGGGCUACAGAACGAAGACCCUUUGCCUGAAGGUUGGGAGAUCCGAUACACAAGGGAAGGGGUGCGCUACUUUGUGGAUCACAACACCCGAACCACCACUUUCAGCGACCCACGCACUGGAAAGUCCUCCGUCACUAAAGGCCCUCAGAUCGCUUAUGAGCGCAGCUUCAGAUGGAAGCUUGCUCAUUUUCGCUACUUGUGCCAGUCCAAUGCUCUCCCAAGCCAUGUGAAGAUCACUGUCUCCAGACAGACGUUGUUCGAAGACUCUUUCCAGCAGAUCAUGGCGCUCAAGCCUUACGACUUGAGGAGGAGACUGUACGUCAUCUUCAGAGGCGAGGAGGGUCUCGACUAUGGUGGCUUAGCCCGAGAGUGGUUCUUCUUGUUGUCCCAUGAAGUGCUGAACCCCAUGUACUGUCUGUUUGAGUAUGCCGGUAAGAGCAACUACUGUCUGCAGAUCAACCCAGCGUCGGCUAUCAACCCGGACCACCUCUCCUACUUCUGCUUCAUAGGCCGCUUCAUCGCAAUGGCACUUUUUCACGGCAAGUUCAUCGACACAGGCUUCUCUCUGCCUUUCUACAAACGCAUGCUGAACAAGAAGCUCAUCCUCAAAGAUCUCGAGUCCAUUGACCCAGAGUUCUACAACUCACUCAUAUGGAUCAGGGACAACAACAUUGAAGAGUGUGGUCUGGAGAUGUACUUCUCAGUGGACAUGGAGAUCUUGGGAAAGAUCACCUCGCAUGACCUCAAACCUGAUGGCUCCGACGUCCUCGUCACUGAGGAAAACAAGGAGGAGUAUAUCGGUCUGAUGGCAGAGUGGAGGUUCUCCCGUGGGGUCGAAGGUCAGACCAAAGCUUUCCUGGAUGGCUUCAAUGAGGUGGUUCCACUGCAGUGGCUCCAGUACUUUGAUGAAAAGGAGCUGGAGGUGAUGCUGUGUGGCAUGCAGGAGGUGGACCUUCAAGACUGGCAGAGGAACACAGUGUAUCGUCACUACACCAGGAAUAGCAAACAGAUCAUCUGGUUCUGGCAGCUGGUGAAAGAAGUGGACAACGAAGUGCGCCUGCGGCUCAUGCAGUUUGUCACUGGAACCUGCAGGCUUCCUUUGGGCGGCUUCGCUGAACUCAUGGGAAGCAACGGGCCCCAGAAGUUCUGCAUUGAGAAGGUGGGGAAGGACACGUGGCUUCCUCGGAGCCACACGUGUUUUAACCGUCUGGACUUGCCUCCCUACAAAAGUUUUGAACAGCUGAAAGAGAAGUUGCUCUUUGCCAUCGAGGAGACGGAAGGAUUUGGCCAAGAAUAGAGGAUGGAGUCCUUGUCUCUUUCUCUCCUUCCCCCUUUGCUGUUUAAUCAUUCAAGUUAAACAGACUAAAUAACAUAAUUGCACAAGAAACCCACCAAUGUAUAUAAGCUAUUUUCUCAUUUAAAACCAAAUUUUAAUUUGCAGCAUUGAUUUUGCUGCGGUCCCUCAUAUAUUAUAUGAUACCCCAUCGUGAAAUAUGCAAGGAUUUAAGCAUUUUAUUUCCGCCUCUGAUUGAAAACAGAAGUCUUGGAUAUUUUUUAAUUACCUCUCCACUGCUGACUGGCUUUUUAAAAUGGACUGAAGGCGUUUUUGAGAGGAUUUUAUAGUAGAAGCACAUUCUACUUCUAAAGCUCUAGUUCUAUAGAGCUUAUAAAAUGUAAGAGUAGAAUUGGGGUCUGGUGCCUGAAUUUCUUUAUUUCCCUGUUGGACCCAUAGUAAUUGUUAGUUGUUGUUUUUGUUUUGUUUUUGCUUGAUUGCAUGGCUGCCUGGGACGAUGACCAUCAUCACCACCACAGAUACAGACAUGUAGAAUGGAUCGCUCUGUCUCUGAAUGAGCUUUUUUUAGCUUCCUCAGCUGAAUGUGUUCAGGAUGGACUGAAGCAGAGGAGACUAACCCUCAGUGGUUGUGAACACUAUUGUCCUGUUCGGGAUCAAAACAAGACUGCAGUGUAAAGCUCCUGCAUAAAAGCUACUCUAUCAAAAAUGAAUAGGAAAAGGAAAAUAUUCUAAAUUAAAAUAUGAAAGUGUGUGUUUCUGCUCGUGUGUCUGUGUGUGGGGUCAGUGGAGCGUGUGGUCUGGAUGUUAAAGCUAGAGACGCUGGACUUUUUCCAGGCCACCUAGACAGCAGCCUGCUGCUUCAGCUUUGCAAACAAUGCACACAAUGAUAACAGGAACCGCAGCUUUUUAUUUAAACAACGAGCCGAGAAUCAAUCAGAGGCUAAAAACUGAUUGAGUGUCUCAAUUGUUGAACACUUGGCGGAUUCUUUUUUGUUGCCUCUUGGAGUCUGGAUGUGUCUCCAGGCUGUGGUUUACAGAGCACCAAACAUAGAAAUUACAUUUACUUUUACAUUUCCGCUGGAGGUAUCAGGCUAGAUGAUGAAUUUAACCAUUAAUAUAAAAGGAAACAUGAUUAUUUUGAUUAAGUCCCAAAAAAGGCCAUCUAUGCAUUCAUUAGAAUGUUUUCCUUUCUCUACAUCUACAUGUGUACUGAAAGGAGCUGUAGUCCCCUUCUUGGAUAUGAACUCCUGGCAUGAUUACAAAAAUAAGUCCUUAUCAAGUCAGCUGAUGACCUCGAUUGUCACUGUUUGUUUAAUAAACCAUUUAAUCGACACUUACGUGCCACAGACCAGACAGUGUGUGUGUGUGUGUGUGUGUGUGAGAGUGAGAGUGUGGAAUCAUUUCACAGUGGAAGCCUGAGGAUGCACUGUAUCAAUGUGCAUUGUGUGUUUUUUGGUCAUGCUCCGCCUUUAUAUGGUGGCUGGUACAUCUCAAACGAGGGAUCCGAAUGCAAAAGCCACAACACAACUGCAGAAGUGACAACAUUCAUCAAGCCCAUUUCCUUGUCAACAUCCAUUGUCACUCACUUCUGAUUUGAUUUUUUUUUUUUUCUUAGUUGUGUAGCUUUUGUGGUUGUGUUGUGGGGUUUGCAUUCCUGUUUUCCUUUAAUGUGCUUGUGUGAGACGUCUCGGCCACCAUACCUUUCUCUGCCUGAUCCUCUUUUCCACUAAUGUUUCAGGGGACAUGCUUUUUUUUCUUUUGAAAUGUCAAGCCUAACUCCAUUGUUUUUAAGUGAGAACUCUGGUGUUUAUUCUUUCUGUCAGCGGUCUAAAACAAAAGGAAAAACUGAUUUGUCAGUGGCAGGCCAUUCUCCUUGUUUUCUACAGCAUCGUGUUUCUCCGGAUCACUGCAAACAGCAGCAAGCUGCUUUAAUGCUUUUCUAGAAGGGGGCUUGUGAUUAAAGUCAAGUUAUCAGUCUUGUAUAUAACGUGAUGAUGAGCUGUCCCUGAGGAAGAGCAUCGAGGAGGAUGAGGAGGGGACGCCUGUGUCAAGACAAACAUUUACUGUAGCAAAAGGAGCCGACUUUUAAAGAGAAUUCAAGCCGCAUAACUUUGUGCUUCCUUUUGAACAGAAACCUGUAAUCAAAAAAAUCAACUGUAUGUGAAUAUUCAUUGUAUAAAGAUAAUGAAAGUAAAUAAAGUACUUAAAUAUUAUAAUUAAUUACACAGAGCCACCACUCCAUUGAUGGAAAUCUGUGAUGCCUUUGAUCUUAUCAGAAAUAGAUGGGAUGUUUCAGGUAGCCUGAUCACAGCCAGGAAGUAGGCGUCACGUGACCUGGAGCGGUGCAGCUGUUUCAAGACGACUGUUUCCUCGGCCGAGUGUGGGACAGUGCAGCAGGUCACCUGAAACUCGUCCAGACUGUAACAUAUCGCGUGUAGAUACACACUGUAAACACCACCUACACUGUACAGAAUGCCCCUUUACUGGAGACGAUGUGUAUAGAAGAUUCAUUUUUAAUCUGCUUUCACCCAUUUGAAAUGAAGAGAGAUGGAUUUAUGAGAUACAAAUAAAUAAGUGAAUAAACUCCCCUCGA
This is a messenger RNA of Platichthys flesus (European flounder), 5728 nucleotides long. Its product is annotated as NEDD4-like E3 ubiquitin-protein ligase WWP1. Lineage: Eukaryota; Metazoa; Chordata; Actinopteri; Pleuronectiformes; Pleuronectidae. Bases 259 to 3138 code for a protein of 959 amino acids. The transcript has 25 exons. The record is from RefSeq and is a predicted model, not a curated record. Gene Ontology annotation, biological process: ubiquitin-dependent protein catabolic process. Gene Ontology annotation, molecular function: ubiquitin protein ligase activity; protein binding.